Colossoma macropomum (tambaqui) is the source of this 4131-nucleotide messenger RNA. It is a transcript of the gene itga8, whose product is annotated as integrin, alpha 8. Gene Ontology annotation, molecular function: integrin binding. The transcript is spliced from 31 exons. Gene Ontology annotation, biological process: cell adhesion mediated by integrin; cell-cell adhesion; cell-matrix adhesion. Gene Ontology annotation, cellular component: external side of plasma membrane; integrin complex. Bases 435 to 3584 code for a protein of 1049 amino acids. NCBI's taxonomy places the organism in Eukaryota, Metazoa, Chordata, Actinopteri, Characiformes, Serrasalmidae. The record is from RefSeq and is a predicted model, not a curated record.
UUGGGCUCUCUGCUUUGUAUGAUGUGGUGAGUCUGGUGCGCCUGCUCUCAUCCAUCCAUCCAUCCAUCCUCACCCACAUUCUCUCAAAUCCGCCUCCUGCGUUUUGAUUGGCUAGCCUCCUUUGUUGCUAUUGGCUACUAGUGCCCCGCCUCCUGCUUUAUAAUUGGGUAGAGUUGUCCCACCUUCUGUUCUGCUGGCCAGUCGUAGUCCAGUAGGCGUGGUUUAUCGGAAUGCGGGCGGGAAAAAAGCGCAUCUCGCGCGUACCUCGUUAUAAUGUCUAGCCAGCUCGCGCGGAGUCUGGAGAGAAGAGGCGCGCGGCGCGCUGAGUGAGUGGAGACUGGGCGCGCGGAGUGGCUCGAGGGCGUUUCUAUCAUCCUCAUCACCGAGAGCAGCAGUUUGGUCUUUCCGUUUCACCGGCACCGGGGACCGCAGAGAUGGUGGCGCGCGCGGUGCGUGCGUGUUUCCGCGCGCUUUCGUGCGUACUCGCGGUUGUGUGCGGGAUGAUAGCAGCGUUUAACCUGGACCUGGACAAACCGUCGGUGUACAGUGGACCUGAGGGCAGCUACUUUGGCUACUCUGUGGAUUUCUACCACCCAACACAGGACAGGAGCGCAUUGGCAGUGCUGGUCGGGGCGCCUAAGGCCAACACCUCCCAGCCUGGAAUAGUGGAGGGCGGGGCAGUUUACUACUGCCCCUGGCCAUCGUCCCAGCCGGACUCCUGCCGCCAGAUCCCCUUCGAUAAAGCAAAUAACCGGAUGAUUAAGGUGAAUGGAACGAGAGAGCCUUUGGAGUUUAAGUCCCAUCAAUGGUUUGGAGCCACGGUCCGAACACACAGGGGCAAAGUUGUGGCCUGCGCUCCUCUGUAUCACUGGAGGACAGUGAAGAUGAGCAGUGAGAUGGAUCCAGUGGGAACCUGCUAUGUUGCUGUGCAGAACUUCAGCGCGUAUGCAGAAUAUUCCCCCUGCAGAACCAAUAAUCCGGACCCUGAGGGACAGGGCUUCUGUCAGGCUGGCUUCAGUGUGGACUUCACCAAGGAGGGGACGUUAGUAGUUGGAGGACCGGGCAGCUUCUACUGGCAAGGUCAAGUCAUCACUGCAGGAGUAGCAGAGAUUUUAAAUGGCUAUUCUCUGAAGGCUGUUCUCCGAAAAGUGCAGGGAGAAAAACAGACAGGCGCCGCGUCGGAUGCCUAUGACGACAGCUACCUGGGAUACUCUGUAGCGGUUGGGGAAUUCACUGGUGAUUCACAGCAAGAGGGAAUUGCUGGGGUACCACGAGGAGCGCAGAGCUUCGGUUAUGUCGCUGUGAUUAACUCCACAAAUCUGACCUUCAUUCAGAAUUUCACUGGAGAGCAGAUGGCCUCAUAUUUUGGAUACACUGUGGCAGUGACUGACCUGAAUGGAGAUGGGUUGGAUGACGUUCUGGUGGGAGCUCCUCUCUACAUGGACCGCGAGUUUGAGAGUAAGCCGCGGGAAGUGGGCAGAAUUUAUCUUUACCUGCAGGAGGACGCGCUCCUCUUUUCUCCUCCCAUCACUCUGACCGGUACACAUGUGUUUGGACGCUACGGCAGCGCCAUCGCUCCACUCGGAGAUGUCAACCAGGAUGGCUACCUGGAUGUGGCAGUGGGAGCUCCGUUUGCAGGUGAUGACCGCAGAGGACUGGUGUUUAUCUAUAAUGGUCAGCGCUCUGGCCUGAAGCUGAAGGCCUCUCAGGUCCUUAGCGGAGCUUGGGCCUCGUCUGCAAUCCCGGCAGGAUUCGGGUUCACCCUGCGUGGAGACUCCGACCUGGACGGCAACCAGUACCCCGAUUUGAUUGUUGGUGCCUUUGGAGCAGGCAAAGUGGUGGUGUACAGGGCGAGGCCGGUGGUGACUGUGGACGCUCAACUGCUCCUGACUCCCCAAAUCCUCAACCCGGAGGACAAGUCCUGCCACAUGCCCAACUCUGACAUUAUAGUUCCCUGUCUGAGAGUAGAUGUGUGUGCCAAAGUCUCUGGCAUUGGGAUCCCAGACAGAGUUGCUGUGAGUAUGGAGCUGCAGUUGGAUUGGCUGAAGCAGCGGGGGGCUGUGAAGCGGGUUCUGUUCCUCGACUCCCACCAGCACCACCGAACCCUGCAACUGCUCCUAGGCCAACAGGACCGCCGCCGCUGCCUCAACCACACCAUCUAUCUGAGGGACGAAGCGGAGUUUAGAGAUAAGCUGAGUCCUAUCAGUGUGGCUCUGAACUACAGCCUGGAUCAGACGGCCCCACUUCCCGGCCUGCAGCUACAGCCCAUACUGGACCACUACAGCAUGACUUUCCAUCAAGAACAGGCAAACAUCCUGUUGGACUGCGGAGACGACAACAUGUGCAUCCCAGAUCUAAAGCUCUCUGCUAAAAUGGACCACACUGAGCUCGUCAUCGGCGACGACAACCCACUUCUGCUCACCAUCAACGCAGCCAAUCACGGUGAGGGAGCAUAUGAGGCGGAGUUACAGGUGCGGCUCCCUCCAGAGGCGGACUACAAUGGUAUGGAGCGCCGGCGAGAGGACCUACAGAUUCUCAAUUGCGAGCACAGGGUGGAAAACGAAUCCCAGGUGGUGGUGUGUGAUCUGGGGAAUCCUAUGCCAGCCGGAGCAAAUGUGUCCAUUGGUUUGCGGUUCUCUGUGAGGCGUUUGGAGGACGCUGAUGCUCACAUUGGCUUUGAACUGCAGGUGCUCAGCUCCAAUAAAGACAAUUCGAAGAGUAACCCUGUGAAUUUGACUUUGAACGUUGUUGCAAGAGCGGACGUGGAUAUCAGAGGUGUCUCUCUACCAGCUCAAGUGGUUCUUCCAUUCCCUCGCUGGGAGCCUAAAGAGAAACCAGUCAGAGAAGACGACAUCGGCCCUCAGGUCCAACAUAUCUAUGAGUUGCACAACAAAGGCCCCAGUUCGUUGAGCGGUACAGUGUUGGAGGUGGGCUGGCCCAGUCGCCAUCGAGAGGAACAUCUGCUCUACGCCAUGCAAAUCAUCACUGAUGGACCAAUCCAUUGCCACGCCAACGGCACCCUCAACCCGUUGGAGCUGGAGACCUCCACUCUACAGGACACUCCAGAGCUUUUGGGUUUUCUGCGGAACAGCAGCAGCCCCACCCGUCGCAGACGAUCUGUCACCAGCACACAGAGCUACAGCAGCAAAACACUGAAUUGCUCCAAUAUCCAUUGCCUGAUGCUGAAAUGCAUUGUGGGUCGUUUGGAUCAAGGACAGAGUGCGGUGGUCAAAGUGCGGUCAAGGCUCUGGGCUCACACCUUUUUACAGAGGCGGAAUGACCACUACCUUCUGAACUCAACCGUGUCCUUCCAAGUAACGGGCAUGCCGUAUCGCAUCAAGCCGCACACACUUCCCCAGCAGAGUAAUUCGAUCGGUACCUUUGUGGUGUGGGCAAUUCCUGAUGUGUCCUUUGCCAUUCCCCUGUGGGUGAUUAUUCUGGCUAUUCUACUGGGACUGCUGGUGCUGGCUAUACUAACCCUUGCUAUGUGGAAGUGCGGGUUCUUCGAUCGAGCACGGCCUCCCAAAGACGACGAUGUUUCAGACCGGGAGCAGCUCACGGCCGAGAAAUCCACAGAGGCGUGAGAGCGAGAGAGGAGAAUGAACGCUAAUGACAGACCAAUGAAGGCAGUGCUGGGGAGCUUUGUUGGAGGGUUUCGAUAAAGAGACCUGAAUGAGCCUUUUGACCCUCUGAGCAAACUACAACUCCCACAAUGCACUGGGAUCUGUGAGCUGGACCACAGUGCCAUUCACGCGAAACUUUAUCUAAGGCAGGCUGAGGCGCCUUCGUCAAAUCUCUCCACUUCAGCAGGACUGCAUUAUCAGGCGGAUCUAAGAGAGAAGGAUCCGGACCCUUUUGCGUCACAUUCGCCAAAGACAAUCAUCAUAUGUACCAAAGCUGGCCAAUGUAAAUCCAGUGCUGCUGGGAAAAGAGGAUAAGUGGAAUUGUUUCAGAAUUUCUGCGUAAAUCAAUCGUGAGAUGUUAAGUCAUUCAGAGAGGUUUGACACAUAAAAGCUCAUUGUAGAGAAUCUGAGCUACAGUGGUGGUAAUGGGAACCAAGGGUCACGAUGUCUGCAACACAAAUAUAGCCAUUUUAUUAAUCCAAAAAGACAGUGAAUCUACAUCAUCAUU